This is a messenger RNA of Prorocentrum cordatum, 1254 nucleotides long. Lineage: Eukaryota; Dinophyceae; Prorocentrales; Prorocentraceae. The record is from the annotation of a GenBank genome assembly.
AUGUUCAAAUUCGAGCUGGGCGACGAGGCCGCGGCGGCGCCGGCGGCGUCAGCGACGGGCAACGUGCGCGUCUACGAAGACGCGACGUCCCCCGCGGAGGUUCGGCGCCGCGCGGCCGAGCGACGCUGGCGCGUCCACUCGUCGAAAGCAGCGGCGGACGACCGGGCCAUCAAGGUCCAGCUGGGGAACGUCGAGGAUAAGCUGGAGCUGCCGGGGCAGUGGAGCCAGGCGAUCUAUGACGUGGUAGGCGAGGACUAUGACUCCCAGGAAGCGUUGGGGCGCAAAGCUUCCCAGGCGAUCUUGCGCUUGGCAUCGCGCGCCUCUCGCCACGAGUUCCCGUUUGGGAUGGGCGUUUUAGCGCAGCUGUGUGCUUGCACCAACGGUGCGUUCGCAGCCAUCUUCCCGGGGGGCCCUUGUCCCGCGGCGCUUCCGGUUCUGAGCAUCAACCAGCCACAGACUCGGAAGAGUUCGGGGCACCGUGCUGGCAUGGCAAUUGGCCGCCAGAUCGACGAGAACGUCGUUGACAAGGCUAAGCGUUUGGCGCGUGAUUUGGCGGCCGAGCACUUGGACCAGCAGGGCGUUGAAGCGGCAGCCCGCGCUGUCUGGGUGGAGUCAUCGAUUAUGACGUCAUUUCACGGAGGCGACUUGGACCGAGUGAAACCCAACGAGCUACAUGACCUUUCUGGACGCGUGUAUUUCCGCACGCUCGUGAACUUGGAUGAGGCGUACCGGUUCCUGAAGAUGGUGCCGUCAGGCUUCAAGAGGUGGAAGUGGCCGAAGCUUCUGAAGGGCGUCGUGGGGCUCCUCGGCUUGCCAGAGGCAGCGGCCGACUACGAGGAAGCGCGGCGCGAGAUGCAGCCCGUCGCCGCCCGCGCGACCCAGGAGGAUUCGGGCCCGGAGGAGGAUGGCCCCGGCGAGUUCCUGCCCAAUCGCCGCGGGUACGCGCUUCGGUUCCGCGUGGUCGGCGGCGAACUUGUGCCUGAAAUUCGCGCCGCCAACCGGGGCGUUCCGAUCGAGAACGGGCUCGACAUCAAAUCCAUGGCAGACUGCGUGCUGAGCCAUUUCCUGGAGAGCCACAAGGUCAUUGACUGGACGGAAGAUGCGCGCCUGGCGUUCACGGGCCUCCAGACGGUGCUGGACGCGCAGGCGAUGCGGCUUUGUUCGGCGGAGGCCUCAGAGGCCAUCGGUCAGCCUGGCGCGGGCCCCUGGGCCCGCGGGAUCUCCGACUGGUCGGCGCCCGAUGCGGGCCCUUAG